Molecule: messenger RNA, 1272 nt
Organism: Arvicola amphibius (Eurasian water vole)
Lineage: Eukaryota; Metazoa; Chordata; Mammalia; Rodentia; Cricetidae
Product: WW domain-containing adapter protein with coiled-coil-like
Biological process (GO): positive regulation of TORC1 signaling; regulation of autophagy
Cellular component (GO): nucleus
Molecular function (GO): chromatin binding; RNA polymerase II complex binding
Source: RefSeq, a predicted model, not a curated record
AUGAGGUAUGCCAAGGGAAGAGUAUGGGGACUAUAUGCCCAGCAGCUAACUGUUCUUGCACAAGCUGCUGAGCAGCCAGUAACUUUUCUCAUGAUAGGGGCCACUGUUCCACUUAUACUGCCUAGUUUCUCUCCAUUUGAAGGGAAUUGGAUCUUGUUAUGCAGCUUAGAUCUGCCUGAAACUCACUAUGGAGUCCAGACUGGCCUUGAAUUUGUGGUAAUCCUCUUAGAGUGGCAUCCUCAAUGCUGGAAUUAUAUAUAUGAGCCAUCCAACUGGCUAGAUUAUACUGUUUUGUCUUGGGACAUGAUUAUGAGAAAUAAAAAAUCUGCCUCAACAGUACCUGUUUCUCAUGUUCCACAAUCACCAAUACCUCCUUUACUUCAGGACCCAAAUCUUCUUAGACAGCUGCUUCCUGCUUUACAAGCCACACUACAGCUUAAUAAUUCUAAUGUGGAUAUAUCCAAAAUAAAUGAAGUUCUUACAGCAGCUGUGACACACGCUUCCCUGCAGUCUGUCACCCACAAGUUUCUUACUGCUGGACCAUCUGCCUUCAGCAUCACCUCCCUGAUUUCUCAAGCUGCCCAGCUUUCUACGCACAUCCGGCCAUCUAAUCAGUCUCCAAUGUCUCUAACAUCCGAUGCUUCAUCCCCAAGAUCCUAUGUGUCUCCAAGAAUAAGCACAGCUCAGGCUACACAUCCUAUCAAACCUUUGAUUAGUGCUCCACCAGUUUCAUCACAGCCAAGGGUUAGUGCUCCAGUAGUUAAGCAAGGACCGGUGUCACAGUCGGCCACACAGCAGCCUGUAACUGCUGACAAGCAGCGUCACGAACCUGUCUCCCCUCAAAGUCUUCAGCGCUUAAACAGCCAGAGAAGUCCAUCACUUGGUCCAAAUCAUACUUCCAGUAGUAAUGCAUCAAAUGCAAUAGUUGUGGCCAGGAUACAGGAUACAGCUGCUCGGCCCGCAUGUUCAUUAACACCUACACUAGCAGCACACUUCAAUGAUAAUCUCAUAAAACAUGUUCAAGGGUGGCCUGCGGACCAUGCAGAGAAACAGGCACCAAGGUUGCGUGAAGAAGCCCAUAAUAUGGGAAGGGUUCACAUGUCAGAAAUAUGUACUGAAUUAAAAAAUUUGAGAUCUUUAGUUCGACUACGUGAAACUCAAGCAACUUUGCGAGAGCAGAGGAUACUGUUUUUGAGACAACAAAUAAAGGAACUCGAAAAGCUAAAAAAUCAGAAUUCCUUGUGGUUUGAAGAUGUGAAUAAUUGCACAUGA